Molecule: messenger RNA, 5200 nt
Organism: Onychomys torridus (southern grasshopper mouse)
Lineage: Eukaryota; Metazoa; Chordata; Mammalia; Rodentia; Cricetidae
Gene: Fyco1
Product: FYVE and coiled-coil domain autophagy adaptor 1
Exons: 18
Coding region: 212-4588 (1458 amino acids)
Biological process (GO): positive regulation of autophagosome maturation; plus-end-directed vesicle transport along microtubule
Cellular component (GO): autophagosome; lysosome; late endosome
Molecular function (GO): metal ion binding
Source: RefSeq, a predicted model, not a curated record
CUUAGUCUUCAGGAAGCCAGCUCCUCCUCUUUGCAAGACUCCUGAUGCCCCUUCGAUCCAGGAAUGAUCCUUUGUUCCUUUCUGUGCCCUCGCUGACCACUUCCUUUGUGCUCAGGUGCCACCAUGAAGUCUGACCACUGCUGACAGGCAGCCACACAGCACUGAAGUGAUAAUCUGUCUUGGACCUACACAUCCCAGAAAGGGGGACACCAUGGCUUCUAACAGCGCUGAGACCCAGCUCCAGAGGAUCAUCCGUGAUCUACAAGAUGCAGUGACAGAACUAAGCAAUGAAUUUAAGGAAGGAGGAGAGCCAAUCACAGAUGACAGCACCAGCUUGCACAAGUUUUCUUAUAAGCUUGAGUAUCUUCUGCAAUUCGAUCAGAAGGAGAAGGCUAGCCUCCUGGGUAGCAAGAAGGACUAUUGGGAUUACUUCUGUGCGUGCCUAGCCAAGGUGAAGGGGGCAAAUGAUGGGAUCCGAUUUGUCAGGUCCAUCUCUGAGCUCCGAACAUCUCUGGGAAAAGGCAGAGCUUUCAUUCGCUACUCUUUGGUACACCAGAGGUUGGCAGACACUUUGCAGCAGUGCUUCAUGAACACUAAAGUGACCAGUGACUGGUAUUAUGCAAGAAGCCCCUUUCUGAAGCCAAAGCUGAGCUCUGACAUUGUGGGACAACUAUAUGAGCUGACUGAGGUUCAGUUUGAUCUAGCAUCAAGGGGCUACGACCUGGAUGCCGCCUGGCCGACAUUUGCCAGGAGGACACUGGCCACCAGCUCUUCUGCUUACAUGUGGAAACCCCCCAGCCGAAGUUCCAGCAUGAGCAGUUUAGUGAGCAACUACUUGCAGACUCAAGAGAUGGCCUCCAGUUUUGACCUAAACAGUUCUCUAAAUAAUGAAGCACUAGAAAGUUUUGAUGAGAUGCGGCUAGAGCUGGACCAGUUGGAGGUUCGGGAGAAACAGCUACAAGAACAUGUGCAGCAGCUAGACAGAGAGAACCAAGCACUUCGAGUGAUGAUCAGCAGGCAAGGGGAGCAGCUUCAGGUAGAAAAGGAGAAGGGGUACCCUACAGUGGAGGAUAGCAUUGGCCUCAUGAGCCUAGUGGCAGAGCUCCAGAAGCAGAGGGAAGUCACUGUGGCUACAGUAAAGAAGCUACAGACAUGUCUGCAGGCCUUGGAGCUGAAUGUAGACAAGAAAGAGAACAGCCACUUAGCCCUGCAGCUUGAGACCAUGGCACAGGAGCUUGAGGCUGUGAGAAACUCUCUGGGUAGGAAUAGCCAGCUUCUAGCCAGCCUUUCAGAUUGCCUAGCCAGGACUGAGAAAGCAGCAAAUCCAGCUCUGGACACAAAGUUUCAUCAAGAGCCAGUUCCUGCCGACAUGACCCUGAAGUUCCAGGAACUGAAGGGAAAACUUGAAGUCCUAGAAGGAGAAAACACCAAGGCCCAGGAACUAAAUAAGCAGCAGAGUAUUAAGCUAGAGCAGCUGGCCAAGGAACUAGAGCUGAAGGAGGAGGCCCGGGCUGGCCUAGAGAACUUAGUGAAGGAUGUGGCCCCACUUCAGGAAGAGCUAGCUGGGAAGAAGCAAGAGUCAGCGCAGCUCCGGCGACAGCUACAGGAAUCCCUGGGCCACUUGAGCUCUGUGGAAGAGGAGCUGGCAGAAGCUAGGCAGCAGGAAAAGCAGCAUCGAGAAGAAAAGCAGCUGCUAGAACAGGAGGCCAAGUCUCUAACAUGGCACCUACAGCUUCUAGAGACCCAAUUAGCACAGGUGAGUCAGCUUGUGAGUGACCUGGAGGAGCAGAAGAAGCACCUUAUGCAGGACAGAGACCAUCUCAGCCAGAAAGUGAGCACACUAGAGCAGCUAGCUGAGGUGCAUGGGGCCAACAAGAACAGGGAGGCUCUGGCCUUCCUAAGCUCUGUCCCACCACAGACUGGGGAGAUGCCAGAAGAGAAGCAGCAAUACCUCCAGGAAGAACAGCUAAACAAUACCACAGUGCCAGGGGGAGAUCAGGAGGAAUUGCAAAAGGUCAACCAGGAGCUACAGAAGGAGCUGCAGAACAUGGCUGUGCGCAACCAGCUCCUAGAAGGAAAACUUCAAGCCUUGCAAACAGAUUACAAGGCACUGCAGCAGCGAGAGACAGCCAUCCAGGGUUCCUUAGCCUCCCUGGAAGCUGAGCAGGCCAGCAUCCGGCACCUGGGAGACCAAAUGGAAGCAAGCCUCUUGGCUGUGAGGAAAGCCAAAGAGACUAUGAAGGCCCAGGUGGCAGAGAAGGAGGCUGCCCUGCAGAGUAAGGAGGGUGAGUGCCGGCGGCUGCAGGAAGAGGCAGAUCAGUGCCGGCUUCGGACAGAGGCUCAAGACCAGGAGCUCAGGGCUCUUGAGAACCAGUGCCAGCAGCAGAUUCAGCUGAUUGAGGCACUCUCUGCAGAAAAAGGCCACCAGGGACUCAGCCUACCCCAACUCAACACAGCCCAACUGGCCCUGUCUCAAGCACAGCUAGAAGUUCACCAGGGAGAGGCCCAGCGGUUACAGAAUGAGGUGGUGGACCUCCAGGCCAAGCUCCAAGUGGCCUUAGGUGACCGAGACAAGUUACAGAGCCAGCUGGGUGUGGCUGAGGCAGUCCUGAAGGAGCACAAGACCCUGGUGCAACAACUGAAAGAGCAGAAUGAAGCCCUCAAUAGGGCCCAUGUUCAGGAACUGCUACAGUGCUCAGAGCGAGAAGGGAUACUGCAGGAGGAGAGCAUCUACAAGGCCCAGAAGCAGGAGCAAGAGCUACGAGCCCUGCAGGCAGAGCUGUCACAGGUGAGGUGCAGCUCUGAGGGAGCCCACCUGGAGCAUGCAGAGUUACAGGACCAGCUGCACCGAGCCAACACAGACACAGCUGAGCUUGGCAUACAGGUCUGUGCCCUGACAGCUGAGAAGGAUCGGAUGGAAGGGGCCCUGGCCAGCUUGACCCAGGAGCUCCAGGACUCCAAAGAGGCAGCACUACAAGAACAAAAGGGCUUGGAACUUCAAGUGAUGGGACUACAGCAAGAGAAGGAGAGCUUGCAGGAAAAGCUAAAGGCAGCUGAAGAAGCAGCUAGUUCAUUCUCUGGUCUACAGGCACAGCUGGCUCAGGCUGAGCAGCUGACUCAGAGCCUCCAAGAGGCUGCACACCAGGAGCGAGAUGCCCUCAAGUUCCAGUUAAGUGCUGAGAUCAUGGAUCACCAGAACAGAUUGAAGACAGCCAAUGAAGAGUGUGGGCGCCUCAAGGCCCAACUAGAAGAGCAAAGCCAGCAGCUGCAAAUGACUCAGGAGGCUGUGCAGGAACUGAAGGUCACCAAGGCAGCCAUGGAGGAGAAACUAAACUGUACCAGCAGCCACCUUGCAGAGUGCCAGGCCACUUUGCAGCACAAAGACGAAGAAAGCACUACUCUUCGAAUAAGCCUAGAAAGAACUCAGAAGGAACUUGAAAAGGCCACAUCAAAAAUCCAAGAAUAUUACAACAAACUCUGCCAGGAGGUAACAAACAGGGAAAGAAAUGACCAGAAGUUGCUUGCAGACCUAGACGACCUGAACAGAACCAAGAAAUACCUUGAGGAACGGCUGAUAGAGCUGCUCAGGGACAAAGAUGCUCUCUGGCAAAAGUCUGAUGCACUGGAAUUCCAGCAAAAGCUUAGUGCUGAAGAGAAAUGUCUUGGGGACGUGGAGGCCAACCACUGCCAUGACUGCAAGCGGGAGUUCAGCUGGAUAGUGCGGCGGCACCACUGCAGGAUAUGUGGCCGAAUCUUCUGUUACUACUGCUGUAACAACUAUGCUGUGACUAAGCCCAGUGGCAAGAAGGAACGCUGCUGCCGAGCCUGCUUCCAGAAGUUUGGCGAAGGCCCUGGAUCCCCUGAUAGCAGUGGUUCUGGCACAAGCCAGGAAGAGCCUUGCCCCAUGGUUUCACCAGCUGAAGCAGGCCCCCAGGCCAUAGGAAACCCAGGAGCAAAUUCAGUCUGCAGACCACCAGAUGAUGCUGUGUUUGACAUCAUCACUGAUGAGGAAUUGUGCCAGAUCCAAGAAUCUGGCUCCUCUUUGCCUGAAACACCCACUGAAACUGAUUCAAUGGACCCAAAUAUGACUGAACAAGAUACCACAUCAAACUCACUAACCCCUGAAGACACUGAAGACAUGCCAAUGGGGCAGGAUGCUGAAAUCUGCUUGCUGAAGUCAGGAGAGCUGAUGAUCAAAUUACCCCUCACAGUGGAUGAGAUCACCAGCUUUGGAGAGGGUAACAGGGAGCUGUUUGUGAGAUCCAGUACCUACAGCCUGAUCCCCAUCACUGUAGCUGAGCCUGGCCUCACUAUCAGCUGGGUCUUCUCUUCUGACCCCAAGAGCAUCUCCUUCAGUGUGGUCUUCCAAGAGACAGAAGACACACCGCUUGACCAGUGCAAGGUCCUCAUUCCCACCACUCGGUGCAAUUCCCACAAGGAGAGUAUCCGGGGCCAGCUAAAGGUCCGAACUCCUGGCAUCUACUUGCUUAUCUUUGACAACACCUUUUCCAGAUUUAUCUCCAAAAAAGUAUUCUACCACCUGACUGUUGACCGGCCUGUGAUCUACGAUGGAAGCGAUUUCCCAUAGCAUCAGUACCUGAACUUUGAUAGCUCUUCAGCAUCCACAGGAAACACUACUACUCUUCACCCAUCCCAUUAAACAUAUACUCUCACACACAAAAAAUUUUAAAAAUUAAAAAAUUAGAAACAAAGUAAAGAAAAUCAGCUGUACCACAGCUCACCAGCUCUGGCAGAGGCCUUGGGCUGCACCUUAGAAACUACUCUCCCAAGAUUCACAGGGUACUUGGUUCCAUGCAGCCAUCACUCUCAGUUCCCAGGGCUCCUAAGGACCAGAUAUGAGACUCAGCUAUCUUCUCACCCAAAGGGACACCUUGCCAAAUGUUUAUACUCUAGGGAUACCAUUGGCCUCACUUGGGAUCACAGUUAGUAACAAUCUGCUGUGGUAUUUUUCAAGUCAAGAUUGACUUUGUGAAUCCUUUGAUAGUCCCCGGAGAGAAGGAGGCCAUAGGGCCAUAAUGUGAGAGAUACCCCUUCCCCUUAAUUUAUCCAUAAAUAGAGGCUGCUUCUCCUACUCAGCUAUUUGGGGGAGACCUGAGCUGUGCUGUCUUUCUGAGCCUUUGUGUGUUCUGGGUCUUUGCUCAGCCUGGCCACUCAGCAGCUCUAAAUUCUCUCUCUCUCU